Molecule: messenger RNA, 991 nt
Organism: Lactuca virosa
Lineage: Eukaryota; Viridiplantae; Streptophyta; Magnoliopsida; Asterales; Asteraceae
Source: the annotation of a GenBank genome assembly
CGUCUUCUCCAUUUCCUUCUCUAAAAUCACCGGCGAUAUCUGCUCUCACCUAUCUGAUGAAUAUCAUCCACCCAUGCCUCAUCAAUUUUGCCACUACUCUCCGCCUUAUCUCCCUCAUUCACCUCUAAUUCUAGGGAUUCUACAAUUCUCGUGAGUUUUCUCAACUCCAACGACCUAGGGCAAACAAAGUGAGAAAUCAAGUCGACCCAGCCCCUGAUAAUUUGUGGAGUCAGGUGCACCGUAGAGGAUCAUGUACUACCAUAUCGUACCGCAGUAUCAAACAGAAGAGAGUAUGUAUAAUGCCAUAAGAAGAUUCGGGAAAGUUCAGUAUGACACUCUUCACCUGCCACAUAAGGUGAUGGCCCAGGAGGCCGAUGGGUCGGUAAACUUCGGCGACGGCGAGGAAACUGUUUAUUUAUUCGAUCCCGACAUUUAUACCGACGGAAGAAUAUCGAUUCAGGGGAUAGAUGGGGUUUUAUUCCCGUCGACGACGGAAUCAGAUUUGAAGAAGACGAAGACUGCAAAAAAGGUUGACCAUGUUAAGGUCAUUCCGAAAACUCAUAGAGAUUUCGAUAUCAUGGAAGUUAUUCUAAAAGAAUUUAUGAUCGCGGGCUUGAAGGUAAUAAAGAAAAAUGGUGCAUGAAGGGGAAUAUGAUGAUCAAUGGCCUAAAGGUUGGAUGAUGAAUAGCAGAAAAGGGGAUAACAAUUUGUUAUUAUCACGCCAGUCAUUCUGACAGAAUUCGAUAUCAUGGAAGUUAUUCUAGAAGAAUUUUUGAUCGCGGGCAUGAAGCUAAUAAAGAAAAUUGGUGCAUGAAGGGGAAUAUGAUGAUUAAUGGCCUAAAGGUUUGAUGAUGGUGCAUGGGAUGAAGAUAAACAAUGGUCAUUGAUCUUUCUAAAAGAAAACAAUGUUCAUUGUCAUAUUGUUAUCAAAAUGUAUCAAUCAACAUAUAUUCUUUUAAAUUGGACCAAAAUUAAUAUUUUAGAACGCAUC